Molecule: messenger RNA, 8395 nt
Organism: Pecten maximus
Lineage: Eukaryota; Metazoa; Mollusca; Bivalvia; Pectinida; Pectinidae
Product: kinesin-like protein KIF28P
Exons: 24
Coding region: 133-3345 (1070 amino acids)
Biological process (GO): microtubule-based movement; cytoskeleton-dependent intracellular transport
Cellular component (GO): kinesin complex; microtubule
Molecular function (GO): microtubule motor activity; ATP binding; microtubule binding
Source: RefSeq, a predicted model, not a curated record
UUACAAACACAGGCGGUAUAAACAUGGCGGAUCUUUUAGCCGGCUGACUUCUGGAUUUUGCAUCGGCGAUUAUUUCAUGUGAUUGAUAGCAGCCAUCAAAUCAUACGGGGGUAACUUGAACAAACUUUCAACAUGUCGGAGGAAAACGUGAGAGUUGCCGUUAGAGUUCGGCCAUUCAACUCUCGAGAAAAAACUCUCAACUCUUCGCUUAUCAUUGAUAUGAAUGGCAAUACCACACAGAUAACAGACCCUUCAGGUAGUGACGAACCUCGAAAGUUCACCUUUGACUUCAGUUACUGGUCACACGAUGGCUGCAAGGAAAACAAUGGCUACUUCGAACCAGAUUCAUCACAACCAAAUGGCAAAAAAUUUGCUGAUCAGAAAAGUGUGUAUAAUGAUUUGGGAGUGGGUGUAUUGGACAACGCUUGGGGCGGCUACAACUCAACACUGUUUGCCUACGGACAGACAGGCUCUGGGAAAAGUUGGUCCAUGGUUGGAUAUGGUGUCAACAAAGGAAUUGUACCACUUUUCUGUGACAACAUCUUCCAACAGAUUAACGAAAAAAAGAAAGCCGGAGAUAAAACUGAAUUUGAGGUAACCUUCAGUAUGCUCGAGAUCUACAAUGAACAAGUCAGAGAUUUACUCUCCAAAAAGUCGAGUCGCGGAGGACUGAAAGUUCGACAGCACCCUAAACAGGGUUUCUAUGCUCAUGGCCUGAUAGUCGUUCCUGUAGACAGUUACGAGGAGAUCUCUAAAAGAAUGGCAGAAGGGACCACCAACAGGACUGUGGCUUCUACAAACAUGAAUGCUACCAGCAGUCGAGCUCACACAAUUGUUGGGAUCACAUUUCAACAGAAAUUCAUCAAUGCGGCUGGAGAGGAGACUGCCAAAACAGCUGUUGUCAAUCUCGUGGACUUGGCUGGAAGUGAGCGAGCUGAGAGCACGGGUGCUACAGGAGACCGCCUGAAAGAGGGCGCCGCUAUCAACCAGUCCCUAUCAUGCUUGGGCAACUGUAUUGCUGCCCUGGCAGAAAAAUCCUCAGGAAAGAAUACCCGAGUACCAUACAGAGAUUCAGUCCUAACCAAACUGCUCAAGAAUGCCCUGGGAGGAAACAGCAAAACAAUCAUGAUUGCAGCUCUUAGUCCGGCUGACGUAAACUUUGAUGAAACUCUAUCUACACUUCGUUACGCGGAUCGUGCCAAACAGAUCAAGACCACUGCCUCUGUAAACGAGAGUGCCACAGACAAGCUGAUCAGGGAACUUCAGGAGGAAAACGACAAACUUAAACUGAUGAUAGAAUCAGGGAACUACGAAAUGAUUAAACAAGAUGACGAUGACGAUGAUUUGACAGAUGAAGAGAAGAAACAGGAAAAGGAAGACCGUGAAUCAGAGUAUGCCAGUAUGUUGGAGAAAAACAAGCACGAGAUGGAGGAGAUGAAGAAAACGUUUGAACAGAAGCUAGCAGAGCGUGGCGAAUCUGAUACGGACUUUAAUGCUGUAGAUGAGAAGAAGAAAACUAUACCCCAUCUUUACAACCUGAACCAGGACCCUCAACUGUCUGGGAGGAUUGUUCACUUCCUGGAGGGGGAGAAUAUUAUCAUUGGUAGUAGUGCUGCUGAGGGCGAUGUUGGUAUUAGGAUCGUUGGGCCAAGCAUUCAAAUGAAACAUGCAUCCUUCACCUUGGCUGAGAACAAAUGGAGCAUCGAGCCUACAGCCCCACAUAGCCGUAUACUCCACAACGGAAAAGCCGUCGGAAACAAAGAAGAGCUAUGUCAUAACGACAGACUCCAGUUUGGUACUACCCAGUUCUUCGUGUACUUCAACCCUAAAGAAAGAGAUAGUAGCAAAAUUAACUACCCAGAUAUCUCUUACGAUGACGCCCAGCAGGAGGUUGCCCGAAAGUCAGGUCUCGGCAUGGACAAGGAGGCUAAAUCUAGAGAUGAAAAGUUACUGCAGGAGGAAAUGGUUAAGGCAGUGCCUGCAGUGCAACAAGCUAACUCCAUCAGUGAAGAGCUCGACAAGAAACUCAAGUUUGAGAUUAUUGUUGUUUCCCCUGAGGGACGCGGUGAAACAAAGGGACGUAGCAUCGUCAUGGUGAAGGUCACCAACCUAGAAACUAAGUUUGAGUGGAUGUGGCCCUUCCAGAAACUUCUAAACAGAAUGUAUGUCAUGCAGGAAAUGUACGAUGAACUUCUCGAGGGGGAGGAUGUCAAGAGGACUGAGGAAGAGGACCCAUUCUUUGAUGAUAUGAAAUGUGAUUUCUACGUCGGCAGUGUGAAACUCUGGCUGAAAUCUAUGGCCUAUCUGAUAGAAUCUAAAGACCAGCUAAGUGUAUGUGACUACCAGGGCAAGGAAGUGGGCGUUCUCAAUUACGAGAUAAUUCCGUGUGACAGUAAAGGGAAGGAGUAUACGGAUGCCGAUGAUAUCUUUGUGGAAGUUCCAGAAGAAUUACUGGGACGACCAGAUGGUGUACAUUUCAAGCUUAAAAUUACCAGUGCAAGAGGCCUUCCUAUGAGAUUUGUGGAUGUAUAUGCAAAAUAUACGUUUUUCAAUGGAGACAAGGUGUACGAGACCAAGCGGAUACCCGCUACAAAUAACCCGGACUGGAAGUUUGAGAUGAAACAAGACCAGGACGAGGUCACACUGCCUUUCUUGGACUACCUCAAAGAAGGUGCCAUCAUGAUCCAAAUCUGGGGAAAACAGAAAAUCCAUAAACCGAAGAAACACAUCAAUACUAAGGAUGCUUUACUGUCCUCAGCCCUGACCAAAGGCCAGAUGGGCGCUGGAAAGUCCAAGGCUAUCGACACAGACAAGAUGAAGUACAUGAUGGAAGCCGCCUUCCUUAGAAAGAGACAAGAACGGCUCGAACAGAAACUUCAUGCCAUGAAGAAGAUGUUGGACGAGGCAGAGAAGCACAACAAAAAGAAAAUCUCUAUCAGCCUUAUCAAGCAGAUCUACAACGCCUCGACAGCUGAUGCUGCUGACAAGUGCAUUGCCCUCAUUCCUCAGGAGAAAGAUGACGAUGAUGAAGAUGAGGCCAGUCCCUCAGUAGCCCCAGUAGUUGCUGGAGAUAAAAAGAACGGAAAGAAGGACAAAGGUGACAGCAGCAGCAGUGAUAGUAGUUCUAGCAGCGAUAGUGAUAGUGAUUCAGAAAAGAAGAAAGAUCCAGAAAAAGCAAAGAGGAAGGAAGAAAAGAGGAAACGAAAGGCUGCAAAAGUUGCUGCAAAACAACAGGAGAAAACAGCUUCGAAAAAUCAGUCAAAAUUAGUUCGGCAAAAUACUAAGGGUAAAAUACCAAUUGUGAAAAAAGAUGGGAAGAAAUCGUCUACAUGUAUAUUACUGUAAACAUUUUAAAUCCCGUUCUUUUAAGGUUUGACACUCUGACGUAUAUAUCUUAAUACCAGGUACAUCAAUCUAGUCCCAUCUCUAAUCUUUAUGGAAUUAAUUCUAAUUUACUUGUUUUCAUAUCAGCUACCACAUAUACAUGCACCAUUUUUAAUGGUUUUGAUUAAAGUACUGACUUUUUUUUUUAUGAUAUAUAUUUUCUGUAAAAUUCUAUUAGAGUUAUGUUUUGAUCAAUUUUACACCAAGUUUUUAUUAGGUAUAAAUGGCCAAAAUGCUGUUAUGCCAAUAUCAAGUUGUUUUGUUUUAUAAGGUUUAUUAGGAAAACACUUCAUAGAGAGAUAAUUGGAUGGGAUUUGUUUUCUUAUUCAACAAACUGCCUUGGUACUCUUUAAAAUUAUAUAAAGUGACAUCUUUAAUCAGAUUUGAUGAUUUUUUAUCCUAAAUUGUUUUUAUGAUUGUUUAUAUGAUAGCAUUACAAGUUGUUGGUUGUUACACAUAUCAAUGAUCAAGGUCAGGGUGUUGUUUGGAAAAAAACUGAUCACCUUGGCCUUUAAGACUGUCCUUGACCUUUGGGGAUUGUCCUUGACCUUUGGGAUUGACCUUGACAUGAGGGAAUGACGUGGAUUUUGUAAUGGGAUUCUUGUACUGAUGAUUGAUACUUUGUUGUAUUGUAUUUCACUAUACCUACAUAUACUGAUGGAAGAAAUAUAUAGGUGCCGUAGCACUAACCACCAGUCGGGACUAUUGUAAAUAUUAUACAGUACUUAAACUGAAGAAGAUGUAUAUAAGAAUCAUGUAGUCAUCAUUUUCGUAGUCUUGUGGCAAUUUGUUUUUCAGAAUCUUUGUUCAGAAGAUAAAAUAUACAUGUGUAUAUAGCACUGUCGAGAUUUCACACAGUAACGACUUUUCAUACAUAACGUAUUAUCUAACAGACAUUAUGAUGGCGUGGGACAAUUAAAUGAUCAUUUGUAAACACCUUAUCUAGAACUUGAUGGUUUCAGUUCAAACAUUGUUCUCAAUAUGAUUAUUCCAACUUUCUACACCAUGACAAUUUUUUGAAUAGUUUAUUUUAAACAUAUCUUAUACUACCUAUACAUUAAUUCUUGUUUGAUGAACUUGUCAAUUUUUAUUUAUUUUAUUUUUUUGUUACAUAUAUCAGAUUAAGUUACCACUGUAUCUAUACAUCCUGAACAAAACCAUUCCUUUUUAAGAUAUUUUUAUUUCUUUAAACCAUAUUACUGAGGUUCUUUUUUUAUGGAACGAAGAAUCAAAAGGAUUUUUUUGUAAAUACCUUUAAUUUAUUGACUCGCUACUGUCUAUAGGAGAUUAACAUUGUUGAUCAAUGUUAAAUGUAACGAUAAAUUUACUGAAAUGUUGGAUAGUUUGUAUGCAAUCACUUGUAGCUGACAGUAUAAUCCGAAGUUAAUUUCUGUGUAAAUAUUUUUUUGAUCACAAGUUAUUUUAUGAUUCCAUUCAACAAAGGCUAUUAAUUCCAACUGGACUUCAGUUGUAAAACGAUCAGUUUUCAACAUCUUAUAAAAACAGAGUAUUAUUAAAAUUAUAUGGUACUUUAAGAAAUGUGACAAUCAAAUAAAAAGUAUUUUACUGUUUAUGAGUGCUAAAGGUGUCCAAGGGUGAUAGAUCAUUGCUAUUGUCUGGUUUAUAUAUAUUCUAUUUUUACUCAUAUGAUCAGAACAUGGAGUACCAUUUUGGCAGUACAGCAUUUUAGCAGACUUACAUACAACUGAAAAUUCUGACCUUUCCUUGACAUUUGACAUUCAAAUCUACCAUGAGGUUGUAGUUAUAUAGAAUGCAAGCUAUAACAACCUGGCUAAUUCAAACUUGCAGACAGAUUUUCUCUCCUUAUCUAUAUCUUUUUUAUGUUUACUCCAUUUUUCAAGUGCUUAUGUUUUAGUAUAACCCUUUCUUAAGUGCUUGUCUGAUAUACAGAACCAUGCUGUGGAUUCUGUCGACAAAAUUUUGUUAGUGCUUCAUUUCUUCUUCGUCUAGAGAUGGAAUUUUGUCGUGGAUGCGUCGCUGCAGCCUCGUAAUGUUUUCUGUCAAUGGAUUCGCAGGUCACUGGUGAUUCGAAAUUAUAAUUCAUCUCAUUGGAUACAAUUCAUCUAAACAAAUUGUGCAAUAAGAAAAUCCUUUGAUAAUGAGGUGAUAUAUAGAUGUUUGAAUAUUAGUAAUUUGAUGGUUGGGUUGCUGCUAAAGUGGAGUUGUCAAGAAAACUUGGUCCUGGUGACGGAUGUAGUGUUUGUGUGCUGGGGAUUCCAUGCAUGCAGUUCAGUCUGUGAUAUUAAGUAGGUCACUGGGACCCAGUUUUACCGCCAUUGCCGACCUGUCUAGUUUGCACCAGUAGGUUAUUAGUCGUUGGAGGAUAUAUCCGAAUAUGUAGUUGACAGCUAGUAUGUAUACAUAGAAUGUUGCCGGCUGAUAUAUGUCCAAUGUAAGUGUGAUGGGUUGAUUUUCUUGUGUUCCAUUUUUCAUUUGUCAACUUUUGGUCAAUUCACGAUUCUGAUGCCAAAUUCAGUUUUAGCUGUCUUUUCAUUACCAUAACAAGAUAUUCAAUAACAUUUUCUGUGAAAAAUUUCCAUUUGUAUUUAUAAUCAUUUCAUUAUUGAAUGCAUUUUCAACUUGGUAAUAAUUGUAAUACGAUAUUUGUUUUUUUGUUUUUGUUGUGGUUACUCCUUAAUAGAUUCUUACCCCUCCCUCUCACCAAUUUGGAAGUGAAUAUAUUCAAGGGUGUUGAUUUAGAACUACACGAUGGUGGAACAUCAGUAAUACGAUAGUGAAUGGUGAAUUGGCUUUCUAGAGUUUGCUUGCUUGUUCUUUUAUUUUGCUGUGUGUCCAGGGUGGACAUGUACAACACAAAACACACGAGUGCUUUUUACCCACCUGGAGAUACAUAUAUUAGUUUGUUCUGUUUAGAAUUAGUAGUGCUUUCUUAGCCAUCUUUUUUCACAGAAUCAAAAUCAUACAAAGAAUUUUAUUACAGAAUCGCAUCUAAAUUUCCAUAAUCAAACUUAUCUUAAAAAAAAUUAUUAAUUUUUUUUUUUUUUUUUUUAAAUUUUUUUUAGAUACCAAAGAUUUAGGUUUUUCAUAUCUUGAUUUGGUUACUUUUUGUUGCUAGUAAAUUCUGGUAGAGAGUUGAUUUUGUGGAUUUAUGAUGGUGAUAUUAACAUAUUUCUGUAGUUGUUUGAAUUUAACCUGUUUGAGUGUUUUUUAUUUGAUAGAUGUCUUCUAAGUUUAGACUAAAUUUAUCUUGAAACACUGCCAAAAUAUUUUUUUUCAAUUUGUUGAACCAACCCUUGUGAUGAGGGUGUUGCUUGUCAAAGCAUGACUGUGAUACGCUGUAUAUAAAAUAUUCAAUAUCCAUUCUCCAUCUCAUUGAGCGGUGAUGUCUGUUUGUGACUAAAAGAGUCUCCCUGACUCAGUCUUGUACAUCCAGCAUGCACCUUUAUUUCUUCUGUCUUUCCAUAUCAUUUCAACUGUGACCUUCUGUCUCUUUUUUUUGCUCCUGCUUUAAUUUCUAAAGCUUUGUGUUUUUCUCCUGAGAAACUCUGUCUGCAAGUUAACAUUAACGCCAUGGCGACAGUAGCCCAGGCGGCAGUGUUGUGACUCAAUAAGCUAGGAUUCAGAAACCAAAAAUCACAUCGACAGUAACCCGAAAUUCAAAUUCAGGACACCCCUCACUCAAAUUUUGUAACUCUGACUACAAUUGAGAAACUCUUUCCCCAGUUCUUUACCUAAAACAGCAAUGACUACACCCAUACUUGCUAAACCUUAUAAUUUUGAAAGGAAACUCUUAAAUUUUGACCUGAAAAUAUCAGAAAUGGUAUGUGUAUUAAUCUGGUCAAAGGGAGGUCAGUAUUCAGCCCUCAUGGAAAUUCUCAAUUGUUGGGAACUAUAUGAAGCUCGGGUACCAUUUAACACUGCUCUCGAUGACUAAUACAAGCAAGACACUCUGACUGCCAUUAAACACGGCUCUCAAUGACUAAGACAAGCAAGACACUCUGACUGCCAUUAAACACAGCUCUCAAUGACUAAGACAAGCAAUUGACACUCUGACAGCACCUUUUUAAACAAAACAGCAGCUGUACCAAAUGUAUGCAGCUUUCUUAUAUCUCAAGGUAUAGUGUGUAACAUCUAUGAUGUACAGUUUUAAAUAGUUUGUAAAUAUCAAUGCUAUUUAUAAAUACAAUUCAGUAAUUUGAAGAACAGCAUCACAUUGAGACAAAUGUAUUACUACCCAUAUGAUAUUGCCUAACUUUUCGGGAAGAUUUGAAUUUUUUUUCUGGAAUUGUUUAAGGAUUAUAACCAUAUCUUCUUGAUGUAGGGUCUGUCAUAUCAUUUAACUUGUACAGGGUAAUAUGUUCAUUAUCAGAACGUGAAACUGUCAUUCAGAAUGAUCUUGUUUGUAUACAAGAAUUGUACAUCUAAAAAUGUUCAUAUACUGUCUAGUUUACAUGUAUUUAAAGAUAUCUUUACAUGGUUCCAUUGUAUUCUGUUUUUCUAGAUUUGGAUGGAGAGAUUGGGAUUAUAGAAGUAGUUUCAAUGAAUGAGACCAUGAUUAUUAUGGUCACAGGAGGAUCUAGUGUACAGGUUGAAAGUUAUUUAUUUUGUUGAUAUAUUGCUCAAUAUUUUCACAACCAACGUAAUAUUAGUAUGUACAAUCACGAUUUUAUUUUCUGAAUUCCUUACACAAAAUGUAUAAAUUAGAAAUAUUGCUAUACUUUAGCUUGUAUGAAAUAAAUUCAUUUAUUUUUUGCAUGCAGUGCACUGUUUAAAAUUCGACUCUGGAACUUAGUGGUCGGAAAGGCGGGAGAAGGGAGAUAACCCUCGCGCCAGGAACUGUUCUUCAACAUGCAUAAUAGUUAUGUUUACAAUGUGAUUCUGUGGUGACGUUUUGAACAGUAGAGGUUUUGCACAGUCCACUUUAGUAAGGACAGUCACUGAUAAAAUGUUUUACUUGUAUGUCCUAAGGUUUGUAUAUAUCAUGUUUAAACAGCUGAAUAAAGGAGAAAUUGAUGAAAUUAAAUAAAAA